AUGAGGAGCGUGGAGGAGAGGCUGGCGCAGUUCCGAAGGAACGCUGGAAGGCCGCCGCCGCCGGACACGAGGGCGCUGGGAUUCGAAAUCUGGUGCGGUGAUUGGAUAAGUGUGGGUGCGCUGCACUCGUCUUCCGGGAAUCUGCACUUCAUCUAUGCACGACAAAAAUUAGAGACACGCGGCAUGAAUUUGGCACGGGCACAGUGCAGCGCGGCACGCCAAGCAGUUGAUUGUUUGCUUGAGAUGGCAGCGAGAUGCAUCGAAGUCUUAUCGGCGAUGGACAAGGAUGCUGACAGUUGCCCUUCCGUCUCGCCAGCAGAGGUUGAUGCGCCGACAGGCGUUGUACAGGUGCCGAUCCAGGCCUCCUGGCCAUGGUCAUCGAUGUAUGAGCGCGCCCCGCGUCUCUGCCUCGUAUCCAUAGCACUGUCGUGGCUGCUUCUUCAGUUAUACUUCUCGUACAUUCAGUUUGGCCUUGUUUUCUUUGUACUUUCGUUGUUCGUGUGCAUAUUUCUCAAUUUGGGGAAGCGUAGGGCUGGCGAAUUAAGUGCCUAUUCUGUUUUCAAUCCACACUGUGAACGGUUGCCUGGUACGCUCACCGCGGAGCAGCUUGAGAGGGAUUUGUUAUUGCAGCAAAGACCUUAA
This is a messenger RNA of Gongylonema pulchrum, 642 nucleotides long. NCBI's taxonomy places the organism in Eukaryota, Metazoa, Nematoda, Chromadorea, Rhabditida, Gongylonematidae. The record is from the annotation of a GenBank genome assembly.